Messenger RNA from Vespula vulgaris, 6445 nucleotides. Its product is annotated as monocarboxylate transporter 3. Gene Ontology annotation, molecular function: monocarboxylic acid transmembrane transporter activity. Gene Ontology annotation, biological process: monocarboxylic acid transport; transmembrane transport. The transcript is spliced from 11 exons. The coding region runs from base 575 to 2941 and encodes 788 amino acids. The record is from RefSeq and is a predicted model, not a curated record. Lineage: Eukaryota; Metazoa; Arthropoda; Insecta; Hymenoptera; Vespidae.
GCGAAAGGCAGGCCAGGCAGGAGCUACGGCAGGCGACGGCCGGGCGGUCGUUUUAUUGAUCCCGGGGCGCCGCGGCGCUACCCACCCGCGGCGGGGUCGCCUCCGAGAACUUUCCUUUUCCUCGAUGAGGAUCCUUUUUUUCCAUCUUUCCGUCCUCUCGACGCUUCUCGCAGGACGAGAACACGUACACACACGUAUAUAAAGGAACGUAAUUCGACGUGACUCGAAGGAAUUAGAGUCCUGUGGACUCGCCCGAGUCUCGUGCGUGAUUAACGUCUCCUUUCGGUGGUCCUUGCGGUGUUGAUCUUGAGAAAAACUACGCUCGCGAGUUCAUCAGUGAGUAAUCGAGCCCGCUGAUGUCCCUAAGACGUCAAUCGGAGGGAUAAGAAGAAGUGGGAUAAGAAAGUGUACGAGCUUCGAAGGAUCGCUUUUAGGAUCACGGUGUGAAUCAUUUCGACGAUGAAGAAGUUAUAAGAAGUUUCGGGAUAGUUCGAAGAAGGACCCCGAGAGGAGUCGGAGGAGGUCUCUGCUUGGAAGAACACAAGCCGGGUAAGGAAAGCGCCGCGGCGCCGAAAUGGGUCCUGCCAGUAGCCGAGAACAGAUCGGUGAGCAGAUUGGUGACGACGAUGGCCUGCAGAUUAAUCCCAAGAGCAACAUCAUCGGGAACAACAUUACGGAGAGCGAGUACUCCGUAGAAGAGCAAUCGAGGUUAACAGGAGCAGAUGGAGCGGCCGACGAGGCGUCCCCGGAGGAUGAAGGAGGAUCUCUUUGCGAAUAUCAUGACAUACCACCACCUCCGGACGGCGGCUACGGCUGGGUGGUUGUGUUCGCGUCGUUUAUGUGUAACAUGAUAGUGGAUGGGAUCGCAUACACAUUUGGCGUUUUCCUUGGCGAGUUCGUUAAAUACUUUGGGGAGGGGAAAGGCAAAACUGCUUGGGUCGGUUCUUUACUCUCUGGCAUGUAUCUUAGUGCUGGACCCGUUGUCAGUGCACUGACUAACAAGUAUGGUUGUCGGGCUGUCUGUAUGGCAGGAAGUUUUCUAGGUGCAGCGGCAUUUGUACUAUCAACAUUUUCAACCAGUGUAAAUAUGCUUAUGAUGACUUACGGUGUGAUGGGAGGUAUCGGCUUUGGUUUAAUAUAUCUCCCUGCAGUAGUUUGCGUAGGCUAUUAUUUUGAAACCAAAAGAUCUCUUGCUACGGGCAUUGCGGUAUGUGGCUCAGGGUUUGGCACGUUUGCGUUUGCUCCUCUUGCCACAAUGCUGUUAGAAGCAUACAGUUGGAAGGGGGCAAAUUUAAUUUUAGCAGGCCUUAUUUUAAAUUGCGCAGUGUUUGGAGCAAUGAUGAGACCCCUCGAAUAUCCAAAAACUUCUUCUGUAAAGCCAUUGUUACAAAGAAUGGCAGAGGAGAAGAGGUUUCAAAUGGAACGUGGAAGUAUAGGAGGUUCUUACUUUAUGGUGCAACUACCGGAUGGAUCUAUGGAGAAAAGAAUGAAAAUGCCUAUUAAUAUUGAUCCGGGUGUACACUCCAGCUUCAAUUUAGAUCAAUUAGUGCCUGGAACUCCUUUAACACCAGUUCCAACGGUGCCGACCCUACCAACUAUAUCGGAAGUAAAAGUACAAGAACACUCAUCCAGCGGAGCAACUAGUAAUAGUGGUAGUAUGGACUUAAAAAGCGCUUCUACCAAAUCGAGGAGUAAAAAGAACUUAAAUGAGAAAGACAAGGAUACGAUAGAAAAACCCGAAGGUGAUAUUAUUAAGUCGAUAAUUCCAAGAAACGCUUCGCAACCAGCUUUUACUACACACGUGCAAGGUUUGCCUAAAAAUGGUUCCGUACCGUUCUUCGAUAGAAUCCGUAAAACUAGUACAGGCGAAAGAUACAAGCCAAGUUUAAGCGCUAUAAAGAAUUCUAGAACAACCUUGAAUUCCAAUGGAGACAUUCGAAAAAGUUUGCAUUUAAGGCUUUCUACUAGCAGUGUAUUAGGAUCUCGUAACAACAAUGCAGAAGUUGAGGACGGCGAAAGCAUAACUUUUACAACAAGUACAUCUCGUAUACCGAAGGAGAAGCCUUUAAUGAUUCGUCCUUUAUCAAGGAAAGAUAUAUUUUACAGCGGUAGCGUCGUUAAUUUGCCGGAAUAUCAAAGUCAGAAAUCUCUUGCUAAUUAUCGUCAAAGUGUCAUUUCGAUUCCGAAAUCUGUCCGUGGUGAAAUAAAGGAUAUAGAUAUAGAAAAAGCGCCUCAACAACCAUUGUGCCCUUGCUUAAUUUUACCUGACUCGUUUAAAGAAGCUUUAGCUACAAUGAUGGACGUAUCUCUGCUGAAGGAUCCAGUUUUUCUUCUUAUUGGAAUAAGUAAUGUUUUUGGAAUGGCAGGAUUAUAUGUUCCUUUUGUAUAUCUCGUAGAUGCUGCUAUUUUAGACGGAAUUGAAAGCAACUCCGCAUCAUUCUUACUGUCCAUUAUCGGUAUAACCAACACGGUUGGUCGUGUAGCUUGUGGUUACGUCGCAGAUUUUCCUCAAGUCGAUUCGUUAUUGUUGAAUAAUAUUUGUUUAAUUAUAUCAACUGUUGCUGUAGCAGCGACACCAUUUUGUCACUCUUAUGCGGCUUACAUCGCCAUGAGCAUAUUCUUUGGCAUAGCAAUAUCCGGUUACAUCUCAUUAACGUCGAUCAUUUUGGUGGAUCUUUUGGGAUUGGAUAAGUUGACAAAUGCAUUUGGUCUUCUCAUAUUAUUCAGAGGAGCUGCUGCGAUCGUUGGCUCGCCAUUAGCUGGUGCUGUUUACGAUGCCACACAAAGUUACAGUAUACCAUUUUUCAUGGCAGGAUUUUUCUUCCUCGUAAGCACGGUCACCAGUUUUAUGGCACCCGCCAUGAAACGGUGUACAACACCGCAGAUUACAUAUGCAUUUGUAGACCCAGCCUGUGAUAUUAGAUACGUUGACUCCAAUUGACGAGGAUAUAGAGGAAGAAAACGAAGAGGAUAUACCAGAGAUAAUUGAAACUGCACCAUCACCUCAAGAUCCACCAGAGAAAGAAAUUAAGCAGAUAGAGUCUGUUUUAUAAAGCACCUAGCAUCUUUUUUGUAAAAUAGAGAAAAAAUGUCGCCUUCACUCCGAGCCACACUGUGAUAGGGCUGCUUAAUUCGAGAAGGUCUCACAAGAGAAGAAACGUACUUCUUUGUUACGUAUUUAAUAAUGUGGAAAAAAAAAAGCACAAAUCGAUCGAGUAUACCUGGUGACAUUUUUUUCAUAUUCUCAGGACUUUUAUGAUACUAUAUAUAUAUAUACAUACUUUUUUCUUUCCUUCUUUUAUUCUAUUCUAAUGAGAUAAACCGUGCAAGAAAUAUCGCCAGGUAAGAAGCUGUUCUUUUGCCUACGUCAAUAAUAGAUGAUAGAUAGUGAAAUUUCUUAACUUAAUCAGUAUCGAUCGAUCAGUAUAUACGAAUUGAGAGAAAAAGAGAGAGAAAGAGAGAGAAAGAGAUAGAGAAAGAAAACAUGAAAAAAGAAAAAAAAGAAAAAAAAAAGUUGGAAAAAAGCGCUUUUGCACUUGCAUAUCGAGCAACUUGAGGAAUAAUUAAAUAUAUUUACAGCGACUUAGAUUAUGACGCUACGAUGAUGAUUUAACGCCAGGGAUGGUCAAUUUCAAUUCGUUGACUGAAUUUAUUUACGUGAAUCCGAUAUGUCACGUUAUAUAUACAUAUAUACAUAUGUAUAUAUACAUAUAUAUGUAUAUGUAUCUAUCUAUUUAUAUACAUGUACAUAUAUAUGUAUAUAUAUGUAUGUAUAUAAAUAUAUAUAUAGAUAGAUAGAUAGAUAGAUAGAUAGAUAGAUAGGUAGUAGUAGAGCCACCAAUUUCACCUAACAACGGGACAACGAAAAUACUUUCGCGAUUAUUAUUAUACACUUUGCUCUCAUAUCAAUUUUAUCUAUUUUUUCGCGUCUGUUAAGUUCAAUCAACGUUUUUAACGAUUGAUCGUCCUUCGUCGAGAAGAUCGCACCUAUUGACAAUUUAUUAUCGAAGAACUAUUUUUGGUCACUUCCAAAGAAUAUAUAUUAUGAUAAUAUACAUAUAUAUAUAUAUAUAAUAUGUACGCGCGUGUAUAUGCGUAUAUGUAUAUUAUAAUAAUAACAACUUGAAUCGUUCGUGAGAAAUAUUUUUCUUGUACGCGGGACAAAUGUAUAUAAAAAGAAAAAAAAAGAAAAAAAAAAGAAGCGAAUGGAUUAAUUAUCGUACGAGAGAGAGUGAGAGAAAGAGAGAGCGAGAGAGAGAGAGAGAGAGAGAGAGAGAGAGAGAGAGCGAGAAAAAAGAUAGAGAAAAAGAUAGAGUUGUUGCAGAAUAAGAAUUUGUAAAUAAUAUUUGUAGAGUACUGUAACAUAGUGUUAUAUUAACGAAAUUAUUAUAGGCGAGAAAAAAAAAUCUUAGAGAAUGAAACGAGUUUUCCGUUUCCUCUAGGCAGAGACUCUCUUUCUAAAAGCAACAGUACGACGUUUAUUAAUAUAUAUGAGAUAACGAAGGCAGUUGUUGGUUAGAGAGAGAGAGAGAGAGACUAAUUAAUAUAAUAGUUAUUUCGAAGCGAGUGUUUGUUCGAUCGGUGCAUAAAUUCGAGUUGAGUAAAACGUUAUAUAAAAGUAAAUGAAUUUUUGACUAAUGGCCUAGACGAAUUAACGCGAAACGUGAAGCAGAGCAAUAUAACUCUAAUUGUAACGUUAACGUACGCUUAAGAGAAACAUAUGUAUACAUAUUAUCCAAUCGAUUAAGAAUGUAAAUUUAUAUAACGAUGAAAUAACGUUUAUUUCAUUGUCCUUGUUAAACUUUAAUGCACUUUACGUGCCUACGAUUAAUCAGAAAUUGUAUAUCGAUUGAAUAAAAUAUAAAUAACUUUUUUUUGCUCUGCGCUACGCAUCGCGCCAUUGCGUUUAGGUCCUAAAGGCAGUGCCCAGGCGAGUCCCAAUAUCCAUUGUUUUCUUACUUAAGCGACUAUCAUUAGAAACAGAUUAGAGAUUGGAUACGUCAUCAUUCAUUUUUAUGUGAUUUUUAUUUCUCUAAGCGAUAAUAUACGCAUGUGUGUAUGUAUGUAUGUAUACAUAUAUAUAUAUAUACACAUGUACAAUAUACAUAUACGUAUUUGUGUAUGUGUGUAUGUAUAUAUAUAUAUAUAUGUGUAUAGAUUAUUACCGUACACGCCUAUUAUUAUCUAUGCAUACGCCAUAGGUUCGAGAAGUAUUCACAUAUACAGAGAAAAAGAGGUGUAUGUGUAUACCAAUGUAUAGAUAGAAAAAACACCGUGACACGUAUACUAGAGAGUUCAUUCAAGCCUCGUCGUUAAUGAACACGCGUUUGUGUCCCUUGUAUAUAUACGAUACUUGAGCGCAAAACACCUACACAUAACAAACAAUAUACAAACAAACACACGCAUACACACAGUUAUAAAUUAUCAAUGAUAGGCGAAUUGUAUGGCUGAUGUUUGUAAAAAAGAAAAAAUAUCACCAGCAUAGUUAAAAAAGUAAAGGGAAAAGAAAAAGAAAAACAAAAAAAACGAAACAAAUAAAUUCUCGCCAUCACCGAUCGCUACUGCUCUUUAACGGCUAAUUACUAUUAAUACAUUAUUAAGAACUAUUUGCUAACGUUAAGAUCUAUUUGCUAACACACACACACACACACACAGAGACAGACAGACAGGUAGAUAGAUACACAUGAAUACACGCGUGUACACGAAAAAACAAAAAAAGAAAAACAAAAAAAAACAGUUUUUUCUUACGAUUGUUGUUGUUACGCAGAGGGUGACGUCGUUAUGCGGUUCUCUUGUGACGAAUCAAAUACUAUUAUUAUGCGUGUGCCACAUUCACAUGAAAGAGCGUAUACGCGCGUCCUACGUUCAUUAUUAUCGAUUACUACUACCUCCUUUUCCCUCCCACCCUCGUCACCCAUCAUCUAUCACCCACGACCCCCUUAUUAAUAUUGUUGUAUUAUAAUAAGAUAGAUUAAAAUAAAAAAAAAAAAUGAAAAAGCAAAGAAGAAAUAAGAGAAAGCAUGCAUGAUGGUGCAUCGUGCUAUUUGCAAUGAACUAAUUUAUUGACGCGCGUAUACGCGCUUAUUAGCGCGUAAUGUAUUAUUUGUAUGUGUUUGUGGCGGGGGAAAUAAUGUCCAAAAAAAAUAGACACACUAGAGAAACGCGCACGCGCGUGCGUCGUAAUGUUAACAAAAAAAAAAAAGAUAAUGAUACACGUAUACAUACACACACUCACAUGAUAUGGUACAAAGCGGACAAAAGAUUAAGAAAAAAAAAAAUUCACAAAAAGAAAGAUAAAAACCAAAAAAAAAAGAAAAAAGAAAAAAGGUACCGAAGAAAAAAUCAGAAAAAAAGUAAAAGUAAAAAACAAGCAAAAGAAGAAGUGUAUUAGGUGACAUUUAUCGAGUUUUGAAGAGAGAGGAAAUUAUGAAUUUUUAUUAUUGAA